GCGACCCGGAAGGUCUGAACUCCGACUGAAGGCAAGCAAAAGGAACAUCUUAUUAUUUUAUAAAAUAUCAUUAAAUCUACCAUCGAGGUGUCAGGAUGGCUGAACCUCGUUUUAAUAAUCCCUACUUCUGGCCCCCACCACCCAACAUGCCUGGCCAGCUGGAUAACCUUGUGUUGAUCAACAAGAUCAAGGAACAGCUGAUGGCUGAGAAGAUCAGACCACCCCACCUGCCGUCUUCCACAGUUCCCUCCCAACAGCAACUGCUGGGGAAUCCUACACAGACAGAAGGUGGGCAGCAUGUCCAGAUGUCAGUUGAGAAACUGCAGCAGAUGCAACAAGAACUCCAUGCCCACAGCCCGUCCCAGCCAGACAUUGCCCUGCACGCCCGGCCGGCCUCCAGCUCUGUGGCAGGACGUAUUCUUGGUGAUGUAAACUUUAAUCUGGAUGAUAAAACAGCUAUAAAAGCUAGAGGAUUGUGGGAAGACUGGCAUUUGCGUCAAAUCAUAGACCAACCCUCUAGAACGAACCACCUGUCAGGUCUGGCGCUUUCCUCUCGAAUGGGCAACCAUAACACCUCAGAGGCCGUCACUCUGACCACACCCACCUCCAACAGCCUGAGCCGACUAGGCGGAGCCCCUUCACCACAUCAUGUCCUCUCAGGCUUGGCCAGUGGCCCUGGGAUGGAGCAAAUCAAAAGUAACGGAGGCCUUGCUGGACUGCUGGGGCCCCCUCCCAAGAUGGAGGGGCGAGGGCGUAAGAAGAUAAAAGCUGAGAACGGUGGUGGCUCUCUGUUGGUGGUGCCUUACCCCAUCCUAGCCUCAGGCAACGACCAAUCCUGCCACACCAUCACCCCCAAACCGGGCAAAUGCUACAGGUGUAAAUCGUGCCCGCUGACCUUCUUCUCCAAGUCAGACAUGCAGAUCCACUCCAAGUCCCACACAGAGGUCAAGCCUCACAAGUGUCCCCACUGCUCCAAAUCCUUCGCCAAUGCAUCCUACCUGGCCCAGCACCUCCGCAUACACCUGGGCGUCAAACCUUAUCACUGCUCCUACUGCGAGAAAUGCUUCCGCCAGCUCUCCCACCUGCAGCAGCACACCAGGAUUCACACUGGAGAUCGGCCCUAUAAAUGUGCCCAUCCAGGUUGUGAAAAAGCCUUCACUCAGCUCUCCAAUCUGCAGUCUCAUCAGAGACAGCACAACAAAGACAAGCCCUACAAGUGUCCGAACUGCUACCGUGCCUACUCGGACUCCGCCUCACUGCAGAUCCACUUGUCUGCGCAUGCCAUCAAAAACGCCAAGGCCUACUGCUGCAGCAUGUGUGGCAGAGCCUACACCUCAGAGACCUACCUUAUGAAGCACAUGUCCAAACAUACGGUGGUGGAACACCUGGUGAGCCAUCACUCUCCACAGAGGACGGAUUCUCCCAGUAUCCCCAUACGGAUCUCCCUCAUCUGAGCACUUCGCCCUGACACCCUACCCCUGACACCCAUGGAGGAACCCCCUGUAAGGUUACCCCUCCACUUAAGCGUAAUCAAUCCCAGAUAUUGGCUUUUAUUUGUUUGUUUGUAUACCCCAUGUGGGUUUCAAAAAUGUGUCAAACUGUAUUUGUACCUUAUCAAGAGGUAGACUUUUUUCCCCCUUUUUUUCUGUCAUCUAUAUGGUGUGGUUGGGUAAUGUUUGGGACAUCCAAAGAUGAUUUUACAGCACUUUCAGGCCUCAUAGUAUUGGCCAAAAAGGUUUUUAGUCUACUAAGACAAUAAAAGGCAUUGCUCCAGGCAGCUAAAAAGUUAACCAUAGGUGUUAUAAUGCAUUAAAGGACCACUCCUACUAUGUUUUUUAUAUUGUCCUUUUCUCUCUUUACGCUUUGCAAAAGUAUAUUUACAUUGGGAACUUUACCUUCCUUUUGGUUAGGUCAACUAAAUCAUGUAUCCAAGCAUUUUUUUUGCCACUCCUAAUGUCAAUGUUUGCAUCACUUUUGUUACUUAAAAAGGAAUUGUUCUCAUGUAAGCUUUAUAACGCUUAAGUAUGUCUUUUAGACAACAAUGCACACAAAAGGCUUUCAAAUUGGAGGGCCAAUACCUAUGUUUUAUUGUUGUAGUUUUCAUCUUGUUAAUAUUAUUGUCCAUGGUAUUAAAAAGGACACUGCUUAAGGCAAUCCUGAAAAGCACCAAAAUAUAUUUUGGAUCUGAUGUUGGUAUUUGUAGAAACUCAGCAUGUAAGAGUAAAAAUAUUUUGGUGAUGUAUUGAAGAAAUGUAGCACAAAGAAUUGUCCAUAAUGGAACUGACAUAUUUGUUGGUUCAAGCCAUUCCAGUACCUGACAGAUUUUCAACAAGAUUUGAAUGGAGGCAGACAACUAAUUUCAAAUCGAAAUGUAUGAAAUAUCUUAACACACAUUCCAUUAUAUGUAACAUUUCAAUGUGACUCGAUUGAACCCUCUACCAUGUGUCAUGCUGUGGUCAAUUACAUGCAUGAGCUCUGCCUGUGUGCUACAAAGAUUUGUUUACCGACGUUGAUGAGGAAGGGGUCUCAUAUUUCCUUUUAUCUUACCUAUGAAAUAGGAAUGGAAAGUACAAAUACGAGAAUCCACAGGUUUGAAACCAAAUGAAUGUAAUCCUUUUUCAGUUGUAUAUUUUCCCCAUGUCUGCCAGUGAUGGAUACGGUGUGCUGUCUGGUAGAAAAUGGCAGAGCACAUUGCAUAAUGUGAUACCUCCUGGCCUUUCAUUGGUUAACACCUGUGAAACUCUUUGCGAAGAACAACAUGUGCUGCCUCCUCACUGUCUCCUUUUCUAUUGAGUGAUUAUUUGUACAUAUAUUCUGCAUCUAUGUCCUGCAGGUUAUUUUAUGCCCUUUAAUGUUUAAAUUGAAAAUGAGUAAAUUCCUGUUUUGGGUGUCCCAUGAAAUAUGUAUAGAUAUCUUUAUGUACAAAAAGACCUCCUUGUGUCUUGUAAUCAUUUUGCUCUCAUGUGUCAUGUAUGAAUGAUUAACAUUUUGUUAAUUUUAUACGCAUUUAAGCCUUAACUUUUAUCAUUGUAUUACAUUUUAUUUGUCUCAUAUUGAUGCCUAUCUGUACCCAGUGUUUUAUGCAUUUUAUUUCAUAGCAUGGAAUAUACUGUAAAUAAACUAUAUUAACUGUUAAUCCCUUUUCUAUAGUAAAUGAUUAUAUAGGUCUAGCUAUUAUUACAAAAAUCAUUGUUUCAUUUGUCAUGCAUUGUGGUACCAUGUCCACAUUACACGCAGUCAAGACGUAGAGUGAAUUGACUUUGUGUAAGAAUGAGCAAAAAAUAAAAGUAUUCAAAUGUU
Molecule: messenger RNA, 3300 nt
Organism: Salvelinus sp. IW2-2015
Lineage: Eukaryota; Metazoa; Chordata; Actinopteri; Salmoniformes; Salmonidae
Gene: znf362a
Product: zinc finger protein 362a
Biological process (GO): regulation of transcription by RNA polymerase II
Cellular component (GO): nucleus
Molecular function (GO): DNA-binding transcription factor activity, RNA polymerase II-specific; RNA polymerase II cis-regulatory region sequence-specific DNA binding
Source: RefSeq, a predicted model, not a curated record